GGCGGAGGGAAGGAGCUGCCUCUCUGUGUCUCUUUCUCGGGAAGGCAGGCGAGGCAGAGGAGGAGGGCAGCCGUCUUUUCCCGCCUUCUCCUCGAAUCCCUUCCUUCCCUGCCCGUCGAGGUGUGCUUUCCCGCCUCACCCGCGGCCAUGGGCGCCGCCGACUGCACGAGUUACGUGACGGCGGAGAAGGUGCUGGUGGGCGCCUUCAGCUGCCCGCGGGAGGGCGGCGAGGCCAGCGCCAUCUACUGCUGCGGCUUCCAGGACGUCAAGUACUGCUGCGACGACCCCCACAGCUUCUUCCCUUACGAGCACAACUACAUGUGGUGGCUCAGUGUUGGAGCACUUGUUGGCUUGUCAGUCGCAGCAGUUGUCCUGCUGGCUUUUAUGAUCACUGUAUGUGUUCUCUGUUACUUGUUUAUCAGCACAAAGCCACGCAGAAAAUUGGAUACAGGCUUAAGCUUAAGCUUACAGGCAACAGAUGUAGAAACUAGGAGGAAUUCUUUAUGUUAAAGAAAGAUAUGUACAGGCCGGUUCCUCAAACAAAUAGAUGAAAAUUGCAUCCUUGAGAAGGCACCAGCAAUUCAGCCUCCAAAGAGCUAGAGAAAAAAAUGAAUUCAGAACUGUAACCUGGAGAGCAAAAAUCCAGUGCAAGAACCUAAGAGUUCCUUGAAAUGUGUUUUUAAGCCACUGUGAUCCCUGUUAAAUGCUAAGGAGCCAGGCAGAACAUAUAUCCAUGGAUAUAAAAUCAUCAUUGUAACCAUUCAUGCAGCAUUGUAGGCCAUGAUCCAGGGACCCUUUAGCCUUUUUGGAGACAAACAUUGUCUUAUACAGUUGGCCCUCCGUAUCCAUGGAUUCCACGUCCAUGGCUUCAACCAUCCACAACUUGAAAUUACCCCCUCCCCCAAAGAGACAACCCAAAAAGCUUUUAAACUGAUGUUAAUGUUAUUUUAAUUCAUUAUGUAUUUCAAUUGUUGUUCAUGUCCUUAACUGCAUAAUGUGUCUGGUUGUUGCUGUGUUUUAAUCUGUUUUCCACUGCCUCAACCCAUUGUAAGAGGUUGGUGAGAAAUUAUUGUUGUUGCUGAUGAUAAUAAUGUUGCAGUGGCCAUGUUUACAAGAGUUACAAAGUGGCACUUGUGUCUUUCAAGGUUUGCACUGUUUCUGUUUCUCACAUAUAUGUAUAUAUGAGGACAGGAGUCCAUUUCCAUAAAUCUAUAUUCAUUACAGGAAAGGCAUUUUGUAUUGAGCAGAGAUGUGCAACUCAAAUCAGUCUGAGGGGCCACUUUUCUAUUUUUCCAAAGUCAGUGCAAGUGAAAUACAUCAUCACAUUAUCAACAGAUAGUUUUUUUCUCCUACAGUACCAAUACAUUCUUUACAACUUUUCUCCUGUUGGUGUUUUAUUAUUUUUCACCAAUGAAGACUUCUCUGAACUCUUUGUGUUCAUUGUCUCCCCCUCCCUAUUUUGGCUUAUAGCAUAUAACAUAUGUAUUCAAAUCUAAUGUGCCAUCAAAUGUAGUGUGCACUUCAAUUUUCAAAACCCUGAAACAAAGAUAAAAAUUGCUGGUGAAUGUAAUGUGCAACAGCAAAAAGUGCAUUCUUUGUAAUUUGGCCAAAAAAGGUGUGCAUUACAGUCACUGCGUGCUUAGAAUUCCUUUUUUAAAACCAAAGUGUUAGCAUACCAAAUCUUCCAGGAAUUGAAAGGAAAACCAGAGAAAUAGGUAACCGUUCCCUCAAGGAGUUUCUCCUGUUUAUCUUGCCUCAGCUUCCUUGAGUGAAUCGAUGCUACAGAAUGAAUGCAGCUUGACAUCACUUUAAUUGCCCUGGCUCAGUGCUAUGGAAUCCUGGAAGUUGUAGUUCUAUCCGCUCUUUAGCCUUUCUGUCGAAUAGGGUUGGUGCCUCCCCAAACUACAAAUCUCAGGAUUCCAUAAAUCAAAUCAUGGUAUUCUAAGUGUUAUUUAACAGCAUACAUUUUGUUGUUGAAGGCUUUCAUGGCUUUGACAACAAAAUGUAUGUUGUUUGAUAACACUUAGAACACGAAUCAAGGAACAUAAAGGCACUGCAGACUGAUUCAACUGGAGAAGUCAGCCAUAGCAGAACACUUGAUGAACCAACCUGGACACAGCGUAUUAUUUGAGAACACAGAAAUGCUGGACCACUCUCACAACCACCAUGUCAGACUACACAGAGAAGCCAUUGAAGUCCACAAGCAUGUGGACAAUUUCAACAGAAAGGAGGAAACCAUGAAAAUGAACAAAAUCUGGCUACCAGUAUUUAAAAAUACUCUAAAAUCAGAACAGUAAAUAAGGAGCAACACUCAGAGAAAUUCCAGACAUGAAUCUAUCAGGGGUAGCUAACACCUUUGAACAAAAGAUUCCCCCAGGCAGGAAGAAGCCAGGACAUGAAUCUGGCAAGGCUAUUCAUGCUAAUCAAGGUGAUUAAUUACAACAUUCACACUGGCCUCCAACAGACAAGAGUUCCUACUCACACCCUGGACCUUCCACAGAUAUAUAAACCUUCCUUGCUUAGUUUUUUCCAAUAUACAGUAGAGCCUCACUUAUCCAAGCAAAACGGGCCGGCAGAAGCUUGGAUAAGCGAAUAUCUUGGAUAAUAAGGAGGGAUUAAGGAAAAGCCUAUUAAACAUCAAAUUAGGUUAUGAUUUUACAAAUUAAAUAUCAAAACUUCAUGUUAUACAACAAAUUUGACAGAAAAAGUAGUUCAAUAUGCAGUAAUGUUAUGUUGUAAUUACUGUAUUUACGAAUUUAGCACCAAAAUAUCAUGAUAUAUUGAAAACAUUGACUACAAAAAUGGCUUGGAUUAUCCAGAGGCUUGGAUAAGCGAGGCUUGGAUUAGUGAGACUCUACUGUACCUCACAUCUAAGACAUCUGCGAUAGAUGUGGGCAAAAUGUCAGGAGAGAAUGCUUCUAGAACAUGGCCCUACAGCCCAGAAAACACACAACAACCCAGCAUAAAUUUUUAUAGUAUAGGUGCAUCCUAGGUGAUGCCAAAGUCCUUGGAUGAAAAUACACUGGAAGUAAUGCAGUGUGACACUACUUUCACUGAUAUGACUCAAUGCUGUGGAUUCAUGGGCGGCAGUAGUUUACAAGGUCUUCGGCCUUCUCUGCUAAAGAAUGCUGGUCCCUCACCAAACUACAACUCCCAUCCCUUGCCAUUGGCUGACAUCUGACUACAUGUAGAGGAGCACAUAUAUGUUGGGUUGUUGUAUGUCUUUCGGGCUGUGUGGCCAUGUUCCAGAAGUAUUCUCUAUGGCCACACAGUAUGGCCACACAGCCCGAAAGACAUACAACAACCCUGUGAUCCUGGCCAUGAAAGCCUUCGACAACACACAUAUAUGUUUUUAAAAAGGAAAUUGCUAAUCGUUAUUUAAAAUACGUCUCCAUAUUAUAUUGUCCACCUAUACUUAACUAAAUCUUAUGAAACUGAGUUCAUGCAAGUGACUGAAAACGGUAAUGAUAAAUGAAAAUGUGAACAUUUAUGGUUGUUUAUUAGCUUUUUGUGAUGGUAUCUUUUGUCCUCAAUGUUAGAAAUGUCUCUCAUCUAAACAAAAGCAUGACAGCCUGAUGAUUUAAGGAAAAACUGAAACAAUGUGCAUUCUGGUGCAAAUCUUAAAAUCUGUAUUAUCUUUGUAAUGUUGGAAUUGCUGUGUCUGCUCCUGAUGGUGCAAAACAUGCAAACAACUGCCUGUCAUUCUAAAUAGACAAAGUGUAUUAUUCACACCUUCACAAUCAAUGACUUGGACCCUGUAAUGUUAUUCUAGUGCCCUGAUUUUUCCAGCCUAAUUUGUAUUGGCAGCCAGUUCAAGAGUGGCCUUUGUGUGACAGCUUUUCUAUACUAUCAUUGUAAUAUACAACAUCCAGUUCUUUCUUGUAAUUACAUGAUGGGGUCAGUUCAGAAAACAUUAAAGACAUUAUUUCUGA
Anolis carolinensis (green anole) is the source of this 3932-nucleotide messenger RNA. RefSeq names its product shisa like 2A (gene shisal2a). The transcript has 4 exons. The record is from RefSeq and is a predicted model, not a curated record. Lineage: Eukaryota; Metazoa; Chordata; Lepidosauria; Squamata; Anolidae. Bases 148 to 510 code for a protein of 120 amino acids.